Messenger RNA from Triticum aestivum (bread wheat), 991 nucleotides. RefSeq names its product 1-aminocyclopropane-1-carboxylate oxidase homolog 1. Lineage: Eukaryota; Viridiplantae; Streptophyta; Magnoliopsida; Poales; Poaceae. The record is from RefSeq and is a predicted model, not a curated record.
AAGUACCACUGCAACUUCGACCUGUACCAGUCGCCGGUGGCCAACUGGCGCGACACGCUCUACCUCCGCAUGGCCCCCGACCAGCCCGACGCCGGCGACCUGCCGGACAGCUGCCGCGAUGCUCUGUUUGAAUACGCCGAACAAGUGAAGAAUUUGGGGAGCACUUUAUUCGAGCUGCUCUCAGAAGCUCUUGGGCUCAAACCGAGCUACUUAACUGAUAUAGAGUGCAACCAAGGACAGAUCAUACUCUGCCAUUAUUAUCCUCCGUGCCCACAGCCUGAACUCGCCAUCGGGACAAGCCGGCAUUCAGACUCUGGCUUCCUCACCAUACUUCUCCAAGACGAAAUCGGUGGCCUCCAGAUCCUCCACGAGGACCAGUGGGUAGACGUCACGCCAACACCUGGAGCAUUCAUCGUGAACAUCGGCGAUCUCUUACAGCUGAUCUCCAACGACGGGUUCAGGAGCGUGGAGCAUAGGGUGGUGGCGAAGAACGCCACGCCAAGGGUCUCAAUCGCGUGCUUCUUCAGCACGCAUUUCCACCCUGCCUCUACGAGAAUGUAUGGUCCGAUCAAGGAGCUGCUGUCCGAUGAGAAUCCACCGUUGUACAGGGAGACCCUCGUCAGAGAUUACAUCAAACAUUACUACUCCAUCGGGUUAGAUGCGAAAACUGCUAUCUCUGAUUUCCGGUUGUGAAUUGUGAAGGAGAGCCUGUGUCCUGAUGGUAUACUAUAGACUGUAUCAAUGUACCUGGAACAUUGAUAAGUUGAGCAGUUUGUAAUGAUAAAUAAGUGACAGUAAAAUGGAAGUACAAGUGCCAUUAUAUUGUAUACAUGUGGUACAGGAGUGAUUAUAUUGUGUGCAUGUGGUACAGGAGUGAUUAUAUUGUGUACAUGUGGCACAGAAGGGCACUAGUUUGGUGCCCUGAUGCAUAUUACUGGAACAGAAAAGUGUACUGCAAAAUCUUCAUGAAACUCUCCUCAAUUAUGCUUCA